Messenger RNA from Suillus clintonianus, 726 nucleotides. RefSeq lists its product as uncharacterized. Bases 1 to 726 code for a protein of 241 amino acids. NCBI's taxonomy places the organism in Eukaryota, Fungi, Basidiomycota, Agaricomycetes, Boletales, Suillaceae. The transcript has 3 exons. The record is from RefSeq and is a predicted model, not a curated record. Gene Ontology annotation, molecular function: protein binding.
AUGGCACCAGGUUCCGAUAUACCAUUGUUAUCCCACAACCUCAACUAUCAAAAUAUGAGCAUAUCCCGAAUAAAGCACCAUCCCCAGUACUACCUGCGUGACGGCAGCGUAUCAUUUCAUGCACGUCUUCCUUUUUUGGUCGUCGCGGGCACCCUCUUUCGCGUACACAAGUAUUUUUUUGAAAGAGAGUCCGAAUACUUCCGUGAGGGGUUCGAAGAAGCCGGGCCACAGGAAGAUGGUCAUUCUGACCAGGCAGCGUUUCGACUUGAUGACGUCAAGAUCAGUGAGUUCGAGCGACUGUUGUGGGUAUUCUACAACCCACAAUAUAUGUACGAUGAGCAGCCCAAGGACCACUGGACCACUAUCCUUGACCUGGCCACACGAUGGAGAUUUCCAAGCGUUGUAGACCUGGCAGUCCGGCAGCUGCAAAAGCUCGACAUGAAACCUGUCGAGCGAAUUGUCACCUAUGAUAAGUACAACCUCGACAAAUCGCUCCUCUUGCCCGCCUACAUUCUUCUGUGUAAACAAUCGAGUCGCUCUGUUGAGGAUGGUGAGCAGCUCGGCAUGCCCACCGUCCUCAGGAUCAACGAGGCUCGUGAGUAUGCACAGAGGUUUGCAGCCGAGCAAGGUUGCUCUAGUCCCACAAGCGCCGAUGCCGAAGAUGAAGAACUUGUCGAGAUUCUGAGGGGCGUAUUCGGUCUGAGCUCAGACUCACAAGCUACUUGA